Fusarium proliferatum ET1 is the source of this 1695-nucleotide messenger RNA. RefSeq lists its product as uncharacterized. NCBI's taxonomy places the organism in Eukaryota, Fungi, Ascomycota, Sordariomycetes, Hypocreales, Nectriaceae. Bases 1 to 1695 code for a protein of 564 amino acids. The transcript has a single exon. Gene Ontology annotation, molecular function: ATP binding; protein kinase activity. Gene Ontology annotation, biological process: protein phosphorylation. The record is from RefSeq and is a predicted model, not a curated record.
AUGCUUGAUCCAGGGUCCAUCAUCGCCCUCACGCAAAUCACAUACGAAGGCGCCAAACGAGCUGUAGACCUAGUCCUCACAGCGAUACACUUUCCCAAAGAGUGCGAGGAGUUGUUUGUGCAGCUGAAGCUCGAGCAGUUCCGUCUGCAGUGCUGGGGUCGAAGUGCGGGGUUGGAGCAAGGCAGACUCAUCGAGGCUCUACAUCCGAUCUUCCCGGAGAUACGAAACGCACUUGACUGCAUAAGUGCACUUUUUCAGGACUUGAAUAAGUUGCAGGCAAAGUUUGGUAUCGUGUCUACGUCUGUGGAGGAUGUAGGUCACAGGCAAAAGGAACUAGCGUACAAGUGGAACGAAGAGCUACAUAAGCAGGGCCUGGCACUUCCUGGUAAACAGGUUGAAGAUGGGGCCCCGUCUCUGAUCUCGAAGGAACAGAAGGCGUUUUUCCCGGUUGGGACCUUCAAGGUUAACCUACCAGCUCGUCUACGAUGGGCAUUAGGGAACAAGUCCAAGUUCCGCGAGUGCGUGGCCGAGCUGGAAAGAUACACCAACAAACUGAACCAACUUCUACCAGAGCGUCAGAGUCUUCAGUACAAACAAGACUGGACAAGAGUGAACAUAAUAAUCGUCGGAAAGGCUGAUGACGAGAACACUGUUUCCCUCCUACGAAAUGCCCUGGAUGGAAGUCCGGCAAUGGAAGCUUCACUCCGAGGGCUGGUGGACAGAAAAUCAGUCGCUGCAGCUCCGAGUACUACAAACUUCCUCCGGGGCAACCCACAGCUAGACAUGAGUGCUUUCUCUAUGCGUCCGGGAAUCCGGGAAAAGGACAGAUUUAUCACAACAAGUAAAACUACUGGUGAGCUGGUUGUUUUUGAAAAGAAGUCGUGGGAUGAUGAACGAUCAAUGGCCAACCGCUCUAAACUGCAGAUGCGGCUUGGCCGACUUGUUGCGAUGCUCCGUCCAGGCAGAAGUGACUGCAUCUUAAAAGCUAUCGGUUUUGCAGAAGAUGAAGUUACUAAAUGCUGGUGGAUCGUAUAUGAGAUGCCCUCCUUCAUAUCAAUGAAUCCUAACCUUCGUGUCAUGACGCUUCACGAGCGGUUGGGGCGUCAAUCUUUCCACCUGGCUCCCCUCGAAGUUCGGAUGAAACUCGCCUUCUCGCUUGCAUCAGCAUACUCAGAGCUUUUUAGCAGUGGCUGGGUUCACAAGGCUAUUAGCAGCCACAGCAUCGUGUACUUUGGUCCUUACACUGAUAUACUUCGUCCUUCUGUAGUCGGUUUCGAAUUUUCUCGUCAGGACACCGAAGAGUCAAACGUCGAUGCCGCCAAGACGCCGGCACAAGUCGAAAAGAGCAUCUACCGACAUCCUGAUUAUAUCGGUAGCGAGGCAAUGAGAUACAAGACACAAUAUGAUAUUUACUCGUUCGGCCUCGUGCUGAUAGAGAUUUCUUUCUGGCAGCCACUAAAAGAUGUCUGUCCUUACGCCAAGGGGGAAGUCUUUGGGAAAGAAGAGGCGAAGAAUGUACAGAAAUGGGCAGUUCAGGUUGCAGACACGCAAUUUGCAUUCAGAGUUGGUACUGCGUAUGCCAAUGUUGUGAGCUGGUGUCUCAAGAGCGGUGCAAGAGUGAGCAAAGAUCAGGAGGACUGGCAUCCAGCAUUGGCAUUUAACGAUCGUGUUGUUGUCCCGCUUUCUGGGAUAUAG